GGAAGUGUCAGCGAGAUGGUCACAUGUAUUUAAACAGGGGAUCCGUAUUUACGGGCGGAAACACUAGUUUCGGUUGGGGUGGUGAGAUACUGAAUAAUAGUGGGCGCGAUUCUGGUUAAUUCACUGCGUACUAUUUAAGCUUUGAAUGAGAGCUGCAAUUGCGCUGGUGAAGGACUUGAUAUGGACGGUCUCAAAGGACGGUUAUUUGAAGAGGAACACGCCGAACCCUGUUCUGCAAACAUGCGGUCUUAUGGGAAGUGGAGGUUGGUCCCGGCCAUUGUCCCAUAUUCCUAAUGUUAUGUAUGCGAAGAUGGGGUUUGAAAACAUAUGUAAAGAAAUCGGGAAAUAUCCACCCAACCACGUGACUGCAUUUGGAACGAAUUCUCGCGAAGUGGAGAAAUGACUCACUCAUCUCAUUAAUUUGUGUCCAAGUUAUAAUGGAGGUGGUAUCAGCUGUUCGAUUUCCGAAAAUAUUUUCUCCGAGAGUUCUAAUCAGAGACUCGAGCAGGGUGAACGAUUUUGACCCUAAGCCACCCGGAGUCGAACCCAGAGGUUUGACACUUUCGGUGCAGUGUUGGGAGAAGCCGUACACGCCGACGUGUUGUUCAAGGUUCAGUUCUUUACUUGACCAAAGAGCGAGGGACCCUGUUCAUGAACAAGACUAUGUGACAACGUCGCCAAGACUUGGGGAGGGUACUGUACGGGAACGUGAGCACCAUGGCUCCAGAAGACCAGCAUGGCCGUGGAUAUCAGAAAGACCCCAAGAUCUCAGUAUGUCUGGCAGUCCACGUCAUUUUGUGUCGGGGUUCUAUGACAGUCGGGGCGCGGAUAGUUCCCCCUCCCUGGACGACAGCCCCCGGGGAAUGUCCCCAGAUAGUGUAAAGUCCGGCGGGCGGUUCAAAUCCAAGAUGAAGAUAUUCAAGUGCCCGUAUUGUGUAAUUAGCUGCAGUAACCGGGGACAGCUACUUGGGCAUAUCAGGAUACACACAGGUGAGAGGCCAUUCGUAUGUCAAGAACCCGGAUGUAAGAAAUCGUUCAUCCGUAACGAAGAGCUGACCCGUCAUCGACGUAUCCACACUGGAGAACGUCCGUACGUAUGCGAUUCGUGCAAAAAAGCCUUCACAAGAAAAGACCACCUGAACAAACACGUGAAGAUACACUCCACGACGAACGCCAUAUUCACAGUGUGAUUGUACUUCAAGGGCGUGAGAGAAUACUCUGUCUGGUCGUGGUUGCUCACAGACGCUUAUAUCAAACUGAACAACUCAGAGGUUGGCCAGUGAUCAAAAUAUUGAAGAUAAUCUUAUGGUAGAAACUCAACGCGUACAUGAAAACCGUUGCCAUCGGGUUAGCCAUUAACCUAUCAGUUGCUGGUGGAUGAUGACGUCAUGAGUGAGAAACUAUAAUUAGCUGGCACGUGAAAGUGUGCAUAAUACGCUGGUUAGGUAAACAGAUAGUCAGGUAGUCGCUGACUGUGAAGAAGCAUCCUCGUUGGCGUUUUUGUGACGUGUUAUCCAGGUUGGCCUGUUCUCCUGGGAGACGUGUAAUCUUGAUAUUCUUGUUAUCUGGGUAGACGAGUAAUGCGGGGAGACAUGUUAUCCAGGUAGACAAGUAACGUGGGUAAACAUGUUAUCCGGGUAGACGAGUAACACGGGGAGACAUGUUAUCCAGGAAGACGAGUAACAAGGGGAGACAUGUUAUCAGGGUAGACGAG
Molecule: messenger RNA, 1714 nt
Organism: Haliotis rubra (blacklip abalone)
Lineage: Eukaryota; Metazoa; Mollusca; Gastropoda; Lepetellida; Haliotidae
Product: early growth response protein 2-like
Exons: 2
Coding region: 438-1190 (250 amino acids)
Biological process (GO): regulation of transcription by RNA polymerase II
Molecular function (GO): RNA polymerase II cis-regulatory region sequence-specific DNA binding; DNA-binding transcription factor activity, RNA polymerase II-specific
Source: RefSeq, a predicted model, not a curated record